AUGGUGUGCAGGUUUCAGCUACACUUCCAGACUAAGAAGAAGAGUCCCAUCACUGUGGCUCCUGCAAUGAAGGGUGGCAAGAAGGGCCAUUCUGCUAUCAACAAAGUGGUGACCAGAGAGUACACCAUCAACAUUAACAAGCACAUCCAUGGAGUAGGCUUCAAGAAGCAUGAUCCUCGUAGACGCGAGGAGAUUCAGAAAUUUGCCAUGAAAGAGAUGGGAACACCAGACAUGCUCAUUGACACCAGGCUCAACAAAGCUGUCUGGGCCAAAGGAAUCAGGAAUAUCCCAUACCAUAUCCAUGUGUGGUUGUCCAGAAAACACAAUGAGAAUGAAGAUUCGCCAAACAAGCUCUAUACACUGGUGACUAAUGUACCUGUCACCACUUUCAAAAACCUACAGUCAAUGUGGAUGAAAACUAACAGCUGA
Messenger RNA from Chrysochloris asiatica (Cape golden mole), 429 nucleotides. Its product is annotated as 60S ribosomal protein L31-like. The transcript is spliced from 2 exons. Lineage: Eukaryota; Metazoa; Chordata; Mammalia; Afrosoricida; Chrysochloridae. Gene Ontology annotation, cellular component: ribosome; cytosolic large ribosomal subunit. Gene Ontology annotation, biological process: cytoplasmic translation. The record is from RefSeq and is a predicted model, not a curated record. The coding region runs from base 1 to 429 and encodes 142 amino acids. Gene Ontology annotation, molecular function: structural constituent of ribosome.